AUGAGGUCAUCACCAUGUUUUAGGUGUCUGUUCCAACGCUCGCUGCGGCGUCCAACACACGCCCGUUACCAAAGAACACCUCUCUCAUCCACCUCACCCUCACCAUCUUCCUCAGCUUCCUUCCACAGCUCAAGAAGCCUUCGCCAAAACCCUGUCGAGACAGCCCCUGAACAUCUCCAACCUCCCCCUGUGCAACGACCAACAACAGCCCCUAAGCCGGUCAUCGACCUCAAGCACAUCCGGCAAAACCCAGAGCUCUACGCCCAAAACUGCCUGGACCGCAACUACAAAGCCGCCGCGACCUACCCAGCCCGCAUCAACGAGCUCUUCGUCCAAUGGCAAGCCAAGCAGCGCGAGGGCCGCGGCCUGCGCGAGCGCGGUAACCUCCUGCGUCGUCAGUUGGCCGAUCCAAACAGCAGCAUCGACGACGGGAGCGGGGAUGAUGUCAACGGGCUAAAGGGCAUGAGCCGUGAGCAGCUGCUUGAAGAGGCGCGCAAGAUCAAGGCCGAGUUAGCGGCAAUCGAGGAGGCAGAGUCCUCGCUUGCAGAUGAGAUGCAGCGCCUGGCGCUGGCGAUCCCAAAUCUCACUAGCAAGCAUACGCCUGUUGGGGACGAGCCUCGCGUGCUGAGCUUUAUUAAUGAUCAUCCUGAACCGGGGCCGGAUCCAUCUGAUCGAGUAUGGAAGUCGCAUGCGCAUAUUGGGGCUGAGCUUGGGAUAUUUGACUUUGCGGGAGCUGCGACAGCUUCUGGCUGGGGAUGGUACUAUCUUCUCGACGAAGCAGCCCAGCUCGAGCAAGCCCUGGUCUCGUACGCCCUCACAGCCGCCACGCGGGCAGGCUGGCGCCAGGUUAGCCCGCCCAGCAUGGUCUACUCGCACAUCGCAUCCGCCUGCGGGUUCCAGCCGCGCGACCAGAACGGCGAGACCCAGAUCUACGCGAUCGCUCAAUCCGCUGAGGACGCUGCCCGCGGCAAGCCAGAGUGGUGCAUGGCUGGUACCGCCGAAAUUCCUCUGGCGGGUAUGAAAGCCGACACGACCAUCGACGAGGCCUCUCUGCCCAUGAAGCUGGUAGCCGCCUCACGCUGCUACCGCGCCGAAGCCGGUGCGCGGGGUUCCGAGACCAAGGGGCUGUAUCGCGUCCACGAGUUUACGAAGGUCGAGCUGUUUGCUUGGACGCAUCCCGAUGAGGGCCUGACAGAGGAGGUUUUCAACGAGAUGGUCGAUCUUCAGACUGAGAUUCUGCAAUCGCUGGGCUUGCACUGUCGCGUGCUGGAGAUGCCGACCACCGAUUUGGGCGCUUCCGCGACGCGCAAGAUCGACAUCGAAGCAUUCUUCCCAUCCCGGAGGGAGAGGAACGAUGGCUGGGGCGAGGUGACUAGCGCGAGUAUUUGCACUGAUUACCAGACCAGGAGGCUGGCGACACGGUUGAAAACGGCAAGUGGCAAGCUGGUGUACCCUUGGACCGUGAACGGAACGGCGCUGGCUGUUCCGAGGGUGUUGGCGGCGAUAUUGGAGAAUGGAUGGAAUGAGGAGGAGAAGUCGGUGACGAUUCCGGAGGUGCUAAGGCCUUGGAUGGAAGGGAGGGAAAAGAUUGGACCUAGGGUGAGGUAG
This is a messenger RNA of Thermochaetoides thermophila DSM 1495, 1608 nucleotides long. RefSeq names its product putative seryl-tRNA protein. Gene Ontology annotation, cellular component: mitochondrion. The transcript has a single exon. Gene Ontology annotation, molecular function: serine-tRNA ligase activity; ATP binding; tRNA binding. The record is from RefSeq and is a predicted model, not a curated record. Bases 1 to 1608 code for a protein of 535 amino acids. Gene Ontology annotation, biological process: mitochondrial seryl-tRNA aminoacylation. Lineage: Eukaryota; Fungi; Ascomycota; Sordariomycetes; Sordariales; Chaetomiaceae.